Molecule: messenger RNA, 993 nt
Organism: Recurvomyces mirabilis
Lineage: Eukaryota; Fungi; Ascomycota; Dothideomycetes; Mycosphaerellales; Teratosphaeriaceae
Exons: 2
Coding region: 1-993 (330 amino acids)
Biological process (GO): lipid metabolic process
Molecular function (GO): phosphoric diester hydrolase activity
Source: RefSeq, a predicted model, not a curated record
AUGAAUAUUCCUGGAGCGCAUGACGCCGAUACUUGGAACUACAGCCUCGCCACCCAGCAGUCUCUUGACCACGUCACUAACCUUGUGAACAAUGAGGAGUUUGACCCACGAGCAUACAGAUGCCAGGACCUUUCGAUGCUUACCAUGCUGAAUGACGGCAUUCGAGUGUUUGAUCUGCGGUACGCCUUCGACGUUACCAACAGUACCCUCGUCUUCUGGCAUGGGCCGGGCCUCGUAUCGGAGACAGCCACUGUCGACGACGUACUCUUCGGCUUCUAUCAAUGGCUCGAUGAUCACUCGUCAGAGACUAUCUUCCUUUCUUUCCAGUACGAGGGAGGUACCACGGCGUACGCGAGCGACGACGCUGGCGUUCAGCUUGCGCUCUUCAAUGCACUAUCUUCCCCAGCAGCAAGACAUUACUUUUUGCAGACUACGGGCAGCUUCGGUACACUAGGCGAAGCUCGGGGCAAGAUAACACUGCUAAAGCGCUUCGAUCUCGACCAUCUCUCCGCGGGCUACACCACUGCCUUGCCUGGUGUACACUUCAGUCCCACCAAUUGGACUGAUAACAGCCCCAACAUCACACUCGUGUAUAACAGCAGCACUGGUGGCACAGCAUACAUUGAGGACUACUACCAGCCGCUCACACCAGAGAAUUCUACCGCCGAGGAGAACAUCCAAUGGAAGAUCAACGCGACCGAAGCACACCUGACUACGGCCGCGACAAGCCAUCCUGACGACCUCUUUUGGAGCUUCGCCUCAAGCACGAAUCUACAAAACAAUCCUCCUGUAACACCAGUCAUUCAGGCACUCGGUAAUGGUAGCCUAACUCCACAGGGUGGUGUUAACGAUAGGCUGGUGCCGUUUCUGCAGACAAUGAAGGGUAAGCGCCUUGGAAUUGUCAUGAUGGAUUUUUACGAAACGCCCAGCGAGCUGCUGCCGCUGUUCCUGAGCCUCUUGCCACCGAAGAACAGCACCUCGAGGGGAUAUUAG